CCACCAGGCUUUGCCCCGGCACCCUGCACCCCACCACCAGGCUUUGCCCCAGCACCCUGCAUUCCACCCCCAGGCUUUGCCUCGGCAUCCUGCACCCCACGACCAGGCUUUGCCCCGGCACCCUGCACCCCACCACCAGGCUUUGCCCCAGCACCCUGUAUUCCACCCCCAGGCUUUGCCCCGGCACCCUGCACUCCACCACCAGGCUUUGCCCCAGCACCCUGCAUUCCACCCCCAGGCUUUGCCCCGGCACCCUGCACCCCACCACCAGGCUUUGCCCCAGCACCCUGCAUUCCACCCCCAGGCUUUGCCUCGGCAUCCUGCACCCCACCACCAGGCUUUUCCCCAGCAACCUGCACUCCGUCGCCAUGCUUUGCAGCUAAUGCCAUGCCAGGCUUUGGCACGAAAGUCAUCCUGAAAGAAAUGGUCCUGCUAUUCCUGGAGAGGCUCCCUCCUGCAUCAGAGGACCUUGUGUCAGAGUGCCUCACUGUCGCCGAUCGUAUCUGCACGCUGUUUCAAAGCAUCACUGCCAGAUUCCGCAACAUCAUUAAUGAGGACCUGGAGAAAUGUACAGACUCUGACAGUAAGCAGUACUGGGCUUACACCUUCUACUGGGAGUACAUGAAGAGGUACCCAUCAUCCCAGUGCCUGGGGAUUGAAGCCUUCACAUGUGAUGAGGAGAGAUGUUUAGUGGUGGCCAACUUGUUUGCAAAGAAAAUGUACCCCAAGAUGUUCCUCUCAGCAGAAGACUUCGACACGGCUGAAGAUUCAGGGAGCAAUGGAUCUGUGGACAUGAACCUGGCAAUCUCCGACGAAUUUGUCCCUAACCCUGUCAAGGUGUUGGAGGUGCUUCGACCCCUGUCACUGCCAGACAUCAAAGAGCCCUUGACCACUAUCCAUGACAAAGUGGUGGACAACACAACAACAACCCUGGUUGCUGCCCCAGUUAAGGUGGACAACAUCACAACACCCCUGGCCCUGACCAUUAACCCAGUCAACCUCAAGGUUACGGAUGAACCAGUUGACCUCCAGUCAGAAGAUGUUGUGGUCAUCAAACCAAAGAAAAGCAGAGUCAUGAGAUUCUUCCGUCGACUUUUCUGCUGCAUGUCCAAAGAUGAUUUCAAGGUGUGAACCUGACCAGCUUUUCAGCUGAUGACUUCAGAUCACACACACACAUUUACAUUACAUUUACAUUUUAUCCAGAGCGACUUACAGUUAGUGCAUACAUUUUCAUA
This is a messenger RNA of Coregonus clupeaformis (lake whitefish), 1235 nucleotides long. RefSeq lists its product as uncharacterized. The record is from RefSeq and is a predicted model, not a curated record. Bases 388 to 1131 code for a protein of 247 amino acids. The transcript has 3 exons. NCBI's taxonomy places the organism in Eukaryota, Metazoa, Chordata, Actinopteri, Salmoniformes, Salmonidae.